AAGCUCUGCAUCUCUGUGAUCCAUGCCUCAGACUUCAGCAGUAAUCCUCUCCUUGCUUGGCAGAUGUAGGUCCAUGAGGAUUUAGCUGGGAUUAGGCAGUGCUAUCAUCACCCACUUCGCCUCAGAGCCGUUCUCCUUUCCUGGAAACAUUGGUCCAAGUGACACACUAUUCCCUAUAUAGUGGAAAACCUGUGGCAGCUUGUAUUUUAUUGUACCUUUUUUACACCCAAUGUCAAGGCCUCCAGUUGUAUUAAAAACAUGAUCUCAUCAGGAAAUCCCUGCCAACCAAGCAUCCCCCCACCUCACACCAGGCAAGUGGUAUUGUCGAGGUUUGAACCUAGACUGUGGUGGACACAUCAGAGCUGCCAUGUUUUAGACUGCUGAGCUUGUGUAAUACUUUUGACCGGGCCCCAAAUGGUGAGUGAAUAGACAUGAAAGGAUAUGAUGAAAUUGUGAAAGGGACACAUACAUUUUUAUUUAUGUGUGCAUGCGUGUAUAUUAAACAACAUUUAUUGACGCAAAUAUGGCAGAAAGGAAAACAAUAUAAAGCUAUGUAAGUUUUCCAGUUCUGCUCUAAAUAGACUUUCAUGAUUACAAUUCAAAUUCAAAGUUGGAUGCUAAUCAUUAUUUUAUUAUAAUUUUUUUUUUUUAUUGUCAUUACUGUUAAUUAUUAUUAUUUAAAAGUUUGUUCCCAACAUCAGUGAAACUGAAGCGUGAUGUCAGCUGAUGUCCUGAGUCUUGUUCUAAUCCCAGGAGGAGGCUAUCUGGCCCCGUAGAGUAGCCAAUAGGACCACAAUGGACCACAAUGCCCUGGGGCGUGGGUGUAGCUGUCUCUAUAGACCACAAUGCCCUGGGGCGUGGGUGUAGCUGUCUCUAUAGACCACAAUGCCCUGGGGCGUGGGUGUAGCUGUCUCUAUAGACCACAAUGCCCUGGGGCGUGGGUGUAGCUGUCUCUAUAGACCACAAUGCCCUGGGGCGUGGGUGUAGCUGUCUCUAUAGACCACAAUGCCCUGGGGCGUGGGUGUAGCUGUCUCUAUAGACCACAAUGCCCUGGGGCGUGGGUGUAGCUAUCUGUCUUCUUUCCGUCUUUCUAUCUUUAACUUUCUCUGUAUUCUGGCUCUCACUCCUCUCUCACUCAGGUCAGAGGGAGGAGAGGAGCGAGACGGGUGUGAGGAGGGGGGAGGUAAUAUGGUAGACCUAAGUAACGUGGUUAAUCCUAUCACUAUAUAGGUCUGACAGCGAAGAGGCUAUAUCAGUCACAGAUCUGAUGGACAACUGGUUUGUGAGAAUCUAGCCAAUCCUGAGCUGUAACCAUUUACUGGGGGUUUGUUCGCCUGAAACAAAACGGAAGUAAACGGGAAGCAAUGUAAGAGACCUUUUCCAUGGCAAAACAUUUCGCAGCUGUUCACCAAGGUGUGGUCUAAUGAAUACACCCCAGUUUAUAGCCAGCCGAUUGGCUGUCACAACCAACCAGAUUAUCCCUGGAGUCAAGUCAAGACAAAGCUGACGUGAUGCCAAUCCCCAAAUCCACCAAGAAAAAGAAAUCUAAGAAAGAGGCCAGUGAUGUCGAGGACGUAGAAGGCAGCCCACCAGAGCCCGGUACCGAGAUGGAGGGCCUGGCCACCCGAAGGCCCUCGGGGAGUACCCCUCUGACUCCAGAACCACAGGAGAUCCCACCACAGAAGAGGAAGAAGAAAAAGAAGGCCCACACACAAGACCUGGAGGAUCCAGAGUUGGUGAAUGGGGAGGGAGUGGAGCAGCACUCCGAUGGAGAGGAACCUGGAGUCACCCGGACCAAAACCAGGAGGAAGAAGAAGUCCAAGAUUGACAGGCAUUGCUCCAAUGACCUGGGAGUGGAGGACGAUGACAUAUUAUCCGGUCAGCACCCAGCUCUCCGCCAGCAUUCCAUGUUCUCUGCCCCUCUGGGCCACAGCCAGCCAAUAGGCAAGGUGUUCGUGGAGAGAAACCGGCGGUUCCAGCCGACGGAGCCGUCGAAGCACUGUACACACCUUUCUGACAACAUGGAGGACUACAUGGAGGUACGGCCCCUCUGGACCACCAGGGAUGUGGCCCUCAGAGUGCACAGUGGAUUCAGGGUGCUAGGUCUGUUCACCCAUGGCUUCCUGGCUGGCUACGCGGUGUGGAACACAGUGGUGGUGUACGUGUUAGCUGGGGAACAGUUCACCACCCUCCCCAACCUGCUCCAGCAGUACCACCCCCUGGCCUAUCCUGCCCAGUCACUGCUCUACCUGCUGCUGGCCAUCAGCACAGUGUCUGCCUUUGACAGAGUGAACCUGGCCAAAGCCUCCAUGGCUCUAAGAGGGUUUCUGACCCUGGAUCCAGCCGCAUUGGCCUCCUUCUUGUAUUUCACAGCCCUCAUCCUGUCUCUGAGUCAGCAGAUGACCAGUGAUCGGAUCAACCUGUACCCCACAGCCAACGAGACCCUGUGGCCGCCGGGUUCAGAGCACCAGAUCCUUCAGCCUUGGAUAGUGGUCAACCUGGUCAUAGCUCUGUUGGUGGGCCUGGCCUGGGCCUUCGUCUCCACACGGCCAGAAAUGGAUUACACUGAGGAAUUCCUGAUGGCGAUGGAAGUGGAAGACCGAUACCCAAGACAUGAAGAGAAACUAGAUCUUCCCGCCUGAAUCACUGUUGGUAGUUAUGUUCUGGUUGAAGUCAUCAUGAGCUGUAAAGAAAGUGUGUUCUUAUUUUUUUUACUGUACUGUACAUGUUAUUAUAGAUAUUAUUUCAAUUAUACAAUGUAAUGUUCUGAAACAUUAAAAAUCUUAUAAUACUA
Molecule: messenger RNA, 2794 nt
Organism: Esox lucius (northern pike)
Lineage: Eukaryota; Metazoa; Chordata; Actinopteri; Esociformes; Esocidae
Gene: tmem237a
Product: transmembrane protein 237a
Exons: 12
Coding region: 1512-2642 (376 amino acids)
Biological process (GO): cilium assembly
Cellular component (GO): ciliary transition zone
Source: RefSeq, a predicted model, not a curated record